CACAUUUACAAUGCGCUACCACUCUAUCUUCUCUCACUGAUAUAACUCCCUCUCUUCUUCAUCUUUUCUCGUUGAUAGAUUGGUGUUAAGGUAAGGAAGAAGACAUGGGAAGGCUAUCCUUGGUUAGUCUUGAAGGGAACUUCUAUAGCUGCAAGCACUGCCAAACGCAUUUUGCCCUUGCUGAUGAUAUCAUUUCCAAGUCUUUCCAAUGCAGGCAUGGGAAAGCUUAUCUCUUUGAUAAAGUUGUAAAUGUUACCGUUGGAGAGAAAGAAGAACGAAAUCUGAUUACUGGAGUGCACACUGUUGUUGACAUAUUCUGUGUUGCAUGUGGAUCCAUUGUUGGAUGGAAAUAUGAGUCUGCUUGUGAGAAAGCUCAGCAGUACAAAGAAGGAAAGUUUAUCCUUGAAAGGUUUAAGGUGUUGGGACCUGAUGGCAGCCUCUACAUGGAACCUCAAGAACCAAAUGCUGCUGGAAGUGAUAUUGAUGAUGUUUGAUUUGAUCAUUUAGGAUCUAAUCUCAUUUUGAAACUGUACAUUCUCUAUGCUUCUUCCUGUUAAAAUAUGUUAUACCUCAGCUAUUAGUAUACACUUACAAUGCACUAAAGGUUACAAUAUUUCCCUUACCCUUAAUUCAAAAUCAACUAGGC
Molecule: messenger RNA, 646 nt
Organism: Arachis stenosperma
Lineage: Eukaryota; Viridiplantae; Streptophyta; Magnoliopsida; Fabales; Fabaceae
Product: protein yippee-like
Exons: 6
Coding region: 105-494 (129 amino acids)
Cellular component (GO): ubiquitin ligase complex
Source: RefSeq, a predicted model, not a curated record